AUGACAACAACAUCUAAUCGACCCGAUGCUGAAGUUGAAGCUGAUUUUAAUGCACGAGCAAGUCAAUUAGAAAGUUCUUUAAAUGAACUUGAAACAUUUCUUUCUCGACUUGAUUCCGUAUCAUAUACAGCACUGCACGAAAAUCUUACGCCACUUGAUCAAGCUCGUUUUGAUUUAACUGCUGCUUAUACGCUCAACUCAUUAAUGUGGGCUUAUUUAAGAACACGUGGCGUUGAUCCAAAACAAACACAACUAAAAAGUGAAUUAGAUCGAGUGAAAUCUUAUAUGGAUAAGUUAAAAUCAGUUGUUGAUAGACAAACAGCAGCACGAAUCGAUAAGCAAGCAACAACAAGACUUAUGCGAAAUGCAUUAUGGGAACAAGCACAUUCAAAAAAUAAAAGAAUGAAAAAAGAUGAUCAACAGACAGACUAA
Messenger RNA from Rotaria socialis, 432 nucleotides. Lineage: Eukaryota; Metazoa; Rotifera; Eurotatoria; Philodinida; Philodinidae. The record is from the annotation of a GenBank genome assembly.